AUGUCUGAUAGUCAUGAAACCGACAAGAAUAUUGAGAUGUGGAAGAUCAAGAAGCUGAUCAAGGGACUCGAGUCUGCUAGAGGCAAUGGCACAAGCAUGAUCUCUCUGAUUAUGCCUCCACGUGAUCAAGUCUCGCGUGUGACAAAGAUGUUGGGUGAUGAAUAUGGUACUGCUUCAAACAUAAAGAGUAGAGUCAAUCGUCAAUCUGUUUUGGGAGCCAUCACCUCAGCGCAGCAGAGGCUGAAGCUGUAUAACAGGGUUCCCCCAAAUGGACUAGUUCUUUACACUGGAACAAUUGUUACUGACGAUGGCAAGGAAAAGAAGGUUACAAUCGAUUUUGAGCCAUUCAAGCCCAUCAAUGCGUCCUUGUACCUUUGUGACAAUAAAUUCCACACUGAAGCAUUGAGUGAGCUCUUGGAAUCCGAUGACAAGUUUGGCUUCAUCAUUAUGGAUGGUAAUGGAACUCUUUUUGGCACACUUAGUGGCAAUACUCGUGAAGUGCUUCACAAGUUCAGUGUGGAUCUCCCCAAGAAGCAUGGAAGAGGAGGGCAAUCUGCUCUGCGUUUUGCUCGCCUUCGGAUGGAGAAGCGCCACAAUUAUGUUCGGAAAACAGCUGAACUUGCUACUCAGUUCUUCAUCAACCCAGCUACCAGCCAGCCUAAUGUUGCAGGACUAAUAUUGGCUGGUUCUGCUGAUUUUAAAACAGAACUGAGCCAAUCUGACAUGUUUGAUCAGCGCCUUCAGUGCAAGAUACUUAAUGUGGUUGAUGUUUCAUAUGGUGGUGAGAGCGGUUUCAACCAGGCCAUUGAGUUAUCAGCUGAAAUUCUAGCAAAUGUGAAGUUCAUACAAGAGAAGAAGUUGAUCGGGAAGUACUUUGAAGAGAUUAGUCAAGAUACUGGGAAGUAUGUCUUUGGAGUUGAUGACACCCUGAAGGCUCUUGAAAUGGGUGCUGUUGAAACUUUGAUGGUGUGGGAAAACCUUGAUGUCAAUCGGUUUGUGCUUAAGCACAGUGCAACUGGAGAAAUUAUCAUUAAGCAUCUGAACAAAGAAGGUGAAGCCGACCAGAGCAACUUCCGUGAUCCAUCUACCAAUGCUGAGUUAGAAGUCCAGGAGAAGACCUCACUUCUGGAAUGGUUUGCUAAUGAAUACAAAAAGUUUGGGUGCACCCUUGAGUUUGUUACCAAUAAAUCUCAAGAGGGCUCGCAGUUCUGUAGAGGGUUUGGUGGCAUUGGCGGCAUCCUCCGCUAUCAGCUGGACAUUCGCUCCUUUGAUGAUCUUGAUGACGACGAGGGUCUCUCCUGUUCUAUUUUCAGAUCCAUUGGAUGA
Messenger RNA from Triticum turgidum subsp. durum (durum wheat), 1326 nucleotides. NCBI's taxonomy places the organism in Eukaryota, Viridiplantae, Streptophyta, Magnoliopsida, Poales, Poaceae. The record is from the annotation of a GenBank genome assembly.